UGCAGGAUUCACGCUGGGAGCUCGAACAUGAAGCUUCAGGAAAACACAGAGAGCGUUUCAGCCGCUGACCCUGGUGAUCUGCACAAUGCUGCUUCAUCUGCAGCAUGUCAAAGAUGAAUCCCUUCUUGUCUGACUAAUUUGACACUUUUGGACAAUCAAAGUGAGCACAGAGGCAUCUGUCUGCUUCACAAACCUGAGGCAGUCAGCAAUAGAUUUUAAGUAGCCUUUGUGUGAGUGUGGUGCCACCUUGGAUCCAUCGUGGGAUUACUGCCCGUCUGGGCAUCCUGCAUAUGGGCCCGAGACGCUUCAAACCAGCAACUAUUUCCUUGUGUUGCUGGUUCAGCUCAGUCUGCUCUCCUUUGACCUGUUUGUUAACUCGUUCAGUGAGCUGCUGAGGGAAGAGCCAGCUGUCCAGCUGAUACUUUUCAUCAUCCAGGAUAUUGCAGUCCUGUUCAACCUGAUCGUCAUCACGCUGAUGCUGUUUAACACCUACGUGUUCCAGGUCGGCCUGGUUGCGAUACUGCUGCAGCGAUUUCGAGCGGUGCUACUUCUCUCUGCUCUCUAUUUGAUGUUCAGCAUCAUCCUCCAUUCCUGGCUCAUGAAUCUACGCUGGUUAAAUAGCAAAGCAUUUAUUUGGACAGACGGCCUUCUGGUGUUGUUUGUACUGCAGAGAAUUGCUUCAGUGUUGUACUACUACUUCUACAAGAGGACGUCAGAGUAUUUGGGGGACCCUCGUCUCUAUGAGGACUCUCAGUGGCUGCGAGAAGCCUUGGCUCAGCCCAGACAGUGACGAGUGGCAGAUGGCGUGAAGCCGAA
This is a messenger RNA of Thalassophryne amazonica, 816 nucleotides long. Its product is annotated as transmembrane protein 138-like. Gene Ontology annotation, cellular component: cilium. The transcript has 4 exons. The record is from RefSeq and is a predicted model, not a curated record. The coding region runs from base 476 to 790 and encodes 104 amino acids. Lineage: Eukaryota; Metazoa; Chordata; Actinopteri; Batrachoidiformes; Batrachoididae.